This is a messenger RNA of Durusdinium trenchii, 2714 nucleotides long. The record is from the annotation of a GenBank genome assembly. NCBI's taxonomy places the organism in Eukaryota, Dinophyceae, Suessiales, Symbiodiniaceae.
AGCUUGUGCUUCAAGCACCCCAUGCAGCGACUCCUGUAGCCUCAUUUUCAGACAUGUCGACGCCUGCAGAGAAGGCAGCAGAUGCGAAGCUCAAAGCAGCUUCGGUGGAGGACUCAGUCCUCGACACCCUGUCCAUCUACACGAUUCGGUUGCUUGCAGCUGAUAUGGUUGACAAGGCGUCGUCAGGGCACUUGGGAACACCGUUCGGUUGUGCUCCACUGGCCAAUGCUUUGUGGGGCAAGAUCAUGCGCUUUUCACCCUUUCAGAGGUGGCUGAACCGCGACCGUUUUGUGCUCUCCGCAGGCCAUGCCAGCGCCCUCCUCUACGUGAUGCUGCACUUGACUGGCAAUGGACUUGGAGGUCCUUACGAGGUGUCCAUGGAGCGUCUACAGCAGUUUCGGCAAGCAGGCAGCAGCACCCCUGGACACCCGGAGUUCCGAAUGACCAGCGGGGUGGAAGUCACGACUGGGCCCUUGGGGCAGGGCUUUGCCAAUGCUGUAGGCAUGGCCAUCGCUGAAGCCCAUUUGGCUGCUCGAUUCAACAAGGAUGGCUUUCCUCUUUUUGACAACUACACCUAUGUCCUUGCGGGCGAUGGCUGCCUUAUGGAAGGCGUAUGCUCAGAGGCUGCCUCCUUGGCUGGACAUUUGAAGUUGCACAAGCUCAUCGUUUUCUAUGAUGACAACAAGGUCACCAUCGAUGGAGGAACGAACCUGGCCUUCAGCGAAGACACGGCACAAAUCUUCGCUGCCAAGGGCUGGAACGUGCUCCAUAUCCCCAAUGGGGACUCCCACGACCCUGCAGUUUAUGAGAAAGCUGUGAACGAGGCCAAGGCGCAAACAGAAAAGCCCAGCAUCAUCAUCAUGCGCACCACCAUUGGCUGUGGGAGCGGCCCUGCAAUAGAAGGCAAGGCCAAAGCACACGGAGGCAAAUUCUCCAACAUCGAGGAGAUCCGCUCGCGCUACUUCUCCCCUGAAGGCCUGAGAAAGAGCUCCAAUCCGAUGGACCAACGGAUCGCAGAGCUGGUGGAUGAGGAGCUGAGCUCUUUGAACGGGAGCGCUGGACCUGUCCUGCCAAAGUUCUAUGUUCCCAAAGCGGUUCUGAAGAAGUUUCGUAGCCGUGGAGACUAUGGAGACGAGUUGGCCUGUGAGUGGAAUCGUAUGGUGGGAAAAUAUUGCAGAACAUUCAGGGAAAGUGAUCCUGAAUUGGUUCAAGACUUGGAGGAUCGUAUGCGCGGGAAAUAUCUGUCAGAUGACUGGAAAGCUGUGCUGGACGAGUACUUGCGCAAGGAAACAAAGACCUUAGAUUCAAAGUUGGGCACUUUGCUGAACAUGGCAGAGACAAAGGAAGAAGAGCCAAGACCCCCCUUCAAGCGCCUGAAGUCUGAUGGCGUCAUCGGCUUCAAGAACAAAGCUGGGAGAGUUUACGCGAGUGAGGUUCUGAAGUGUAUGGUUGAACACAACGCGGCCAUCAUCGGUGGUGCUGCUGAUGUGGCGUCUUCUUGUGGUAGCCACUUUCCAGAACUUCAAGGACAUUUCCUUCCGCCAUCCCGUGGACAAGGACUAGAUGGCGCAAGCUAUGCUGGAAGGUACAUUCACUUUGGUGUCAGAGAGCACGCGAUGCUCGCGAUUUUGAAUGGAAUUUGCUCCUAUUCGCUCAUGAUUCCAUACGGCGUCACCUUCACGGUGUUCUUCCAGUAUGGCUUGCCUGCGAUUCGUAUGGCUGCCAUCUCUAAGUUCCCAGUCUUCUACAUCGGCACCCAUGACUCCAUCGACUUGGGCGAGGAUGGGCCUACCCACCAACCAGUUGAGGUUUUGCCACAGCUACGAGCGAUGCCAAACCUCGUGGUGAUUCGUCCAGCAGAUGUGAAUGAGACGGUUGGAGCCUUCGAAGUCAUGGCAGAGCAGUAUGCCAGCUUUCGGGACAUCAGCCAAUAUGUGGAUCCUAAGCCCUUAUCUCGACGGCCCAUCUUCUUGAUGACAUGUCGUGGUGAGCUGGGCCUCCCCUACAAGCCCAAUGCGGGCAUGUCGGGACGCGAGGGCGUGAAGCGAGGCGCCUACGUGGUCCAUGACUGCUUCGACAUCCCCACUGGCACCUCCCACGGGAGCCAUACCCUGCCAACGGGCUCGAAGGUCCCUGACAUCAUCCUCAUCGGUAGCGGGCAAGAUGUUGGACUAUGUAUGCAGACGAAGGAAUUGCUGCUCAAGUGGUCCAGUGCCUUCUACGAGCAACUUCACAUCAGCUUUGAUGGGCCUAUCCCAUUGCCGAUUUCAGUGAAUCAGCCGUGCUUAAAGAUACGAAUCGUCUCCAUGCCCUGCUGGGAGCUGUUUGAUGAACAAGAUCAAGAGUACCAGGAGUCUGUCCUGCUGUCCAAUUAUACAGACGUGCUUUCCAUCUAUGUGGAGAAAGCUGCUACGAAGAACACCGGGCACGACAAGUAUGCGCAAUACAGCGUCUUGAUGCCUUCCUUUGGACUCUCUGGAAAAGGUGCUGAUGUCGAGCGAAAGCUCGAAUUUACUGCAGAUUUUGUGGCCUCAAAGGUCUGGGCCGCAUGGCUUGAACGUGGCCGACAUGUACCGCAGCAAGCUGAUACUGGAGACCGCGGCUUUAGCACUUGGGUGUCCCGCAUGCAUCGGCGCGCUGGAGGCAACUGAAGCCGUUGCGCGGACAUUGAAGUCGAAGAAGAUGAGAGCAGCCAAGACUGGAUACUAAAAUGC